Molecule: messenger RNA, 1669 nt
Organism: Protobothrops mucrosquamatus (brown spotted pit viper)
Lineage: Eukaryota; Metazoa; Chordata; Lepidosauria; Squamata; Viperidae
Gene: CAP2
Product: cyclase associated actin cytoskeleton regulatory protein 2
Exons: 13
Coding region: 120-1544 (474 amino acids)
Biological process (GO): regulation of adenylate cyclase activity; cytoskeleton organization; cell morphogenesis
Cellular component (GO): cytoplasm
Molecular function (GO): actin binding; adenylate cyclase binding
Source: RefSeq, a predicted model, not a curated record
CCCCCACCCCCGUUUUGGGCUUCUUUUUUGCGAGCGACGCCGCUUCAUACUGAAGAGGGGGAAGGCCUACGGAUUAUCCUGGUGUAGAGAGAAGACGCGCCGCGGCUCUUCAGAACAGAAUGGCAGAGGUGGCUUUGAUAGAAAGGUUGGAAAAUGCUGUAAUUAGGCUUGAAUCAUUGUUAUCAGAAUCACAUAGAGCUGCUGGAACUAUCAAUGGAAUCAAUGAAGAACUAGCACCAUAUGUUGAAGCUUUCGACAGACUCAUGAAUGAGACUGUAGCUGAGUUUAUAAAGAAUAGCAAGAUCCUUGAUGGUGAUAUAAAGAUUCAUGCAGAAAUGGUUCAUGCAGCUUUCCAAGCUCAGAGGGCAUUUCUUUGGUUGACCUCACGUUAUCAAGAGCCCCACCAGAGUGAAGUUGCCAUUCUUCUAAAACCAAUAUCGGGAAAAAUUCAGGAAAUUCAGAUGUUCAGAGAGAGAAAUCGUGGAAGCAAUAUGUUUAACCAUCUGUCUGCUAUCAGUGAAAGUAUUCCAGCUCUUGGAUGGAUAACAAUAUCUGCUAAGCCAGGACCUUAUGUAAAGGAGAUGAAUGAUGCUGCUACGUUUUAUACUAAUAGGGUGUUAAAAAACUACAAGCAUAGUGAUUUGCGUCACGUUGAUUGGGUGAAAUCAUUCCUGAAUAUUUGGACAGAGCUUCAAGCAUAUAUAAAAGAAUACCAUACUACCGGGCUCAUCUGGAGUAAAACUGGUCCAGUAGCCUCAGCAGCAUCAGGUUUGCCAGCUCUAGUAAACAAACAAGGCCUCCCUCCCCCGCCGCCACCUCCACCGCCACCUCCGCCACCGGGACCUCUGCCUCCCAUCGAUACAGAAUGUGCAAAAGAUGACGCAACUGCUGCUCGUUCGGACUUAUUUGCUCAGUUGAACCAGGGAGAAACAAUUACCAAAGGGCUUCGACAUGUCUCUGAUGACCAGAAGACCCAUAAAAAUCCCGGUCUGCGUGCUCAAGGAGUACCGAUUCAAUCUCCUACCAAAACCUAUACUUCUGAGUCUCCCAAAACACCUCCUCAAAAGAGUUACUCUCCUGUGUUAGAACUUGAAGGCAAGAAAUGGAGAGUGGAGUACCAGGUGGACAAGAAUGACCUCUUAAUUUCAGAUGCUGAACUCAAGCAAGUAGCUUACAUCUUCAAAUGCAGUAAAUCUACGUUACAGAUAAAAGGAAAAGUUAAUUCCAUUACAAUUGACAACUGUAAAAAGUUUGGCCUUGUAUUUGACAAUGUUGUUGGUAUUGUUGAAGUAAUAAAUUCCAAGGACAUUCAGAUACAGGUACUUGGGAAAGUGCCAACCAUUUCAGUGAACAAAACUGAAGGCUGUCAUAUAUACCUCAGUGAGGAAUCAUUAGAUUGUGAGAUUGUGAGUGCUAAGUCAUCUGAAACAAACAUCCUGAUACCACUGGAUGGCGAUUAUAAAGAAUUCCCUGUUCCUGAACAGUUUAAGACAUCAUGGGAUGGAUCCAAAUUGGUUACUGACCCUACAGAAAUUGUGGGUUAGUUUCCACAGGCCACACAGAAACUGCUGACCACGCUUUCCAAGGAAAGUCUGCCAGAAGAAAGUAACAGCACGAAGAACAAAAAAGUAGCACUAGUUUGCACCAUGGGUGUCUCCAACGGGGGGGG